AGGCGUUAGCCCCAGGGCAGGGCCGGGAGGGCUCCCUGCAGUGACUCUGCUGCAGCCCCCCAACAGACAGGUGCUGGGGCGCAGCACUGAGCCCAGGGGGGGGCAUGGGGCGAGUCUGGGGGGGCCUCACCUGUAAAGCCAUUUCCUGUAACACCCGUGAUGCGGAGGAGAGCGAACAGGCGAGUGGGAGGGAGGGCAGGGGAGUCAGAGCCAUCCAGGGGAAGAUAAUCUCAGCAACUCAGCAGGGCGUGGGAGAAGCCUGGGCCACUGGAAUGGCUGAGAGACCCCGGCAGUGAGAGGUGGUAGGAAAUGAGACAGGUGUUCCCAAUCUGAUGUGACUGCCCCAAAUCUCUGGGCCACUAAGGCAUCCCCACAGAACUGAUGCUGCCUCUGAAUGUGGCUCUUGCAUGACCACCCAUGAACUGUUGCUUUCCACUUUGCCCACCUUAUACCAGAGAAAUUCUUCCCUCUGGGGAGCUCAGAGAAGAGCAACAGAACCGCUCAGUGGGUGGGAGAGCCCCAGUGUUGGAGCAGGACCCCUGGUGCUAGGCACUGUAGAGAUAGAGCAAAAAGAAGGUCCAUGCCCCAAAGAGCUUACAGUCUAAGGAAUACGACAAGUGACAAGAGAUGAGUGCAGGCAGAGAUGGGAGCAUAACGAAACAGAUGGUACUGGAAGCAAAGCCAGAGUGCAGUGGGACAAAGCCCAGAACAAGACACUGCAAGGAGUAACUGGAGCUCCUGAGAUUCUGCCAGGACCUGCAGCGUUUCAAAGCCCCCUAGUCCCAGCCCAGGGGGAGACCAUCAGCGGCACUCUAUAUAGCAUUCAUUUGACUUGCACUGAAUCCGCUCAGAACUAUUCAUGGCCCAAGAAUUACAGUGGGGGCUGGGUUUGGAUGCUCCUGUCAGAUCGGGCUCUGCAGCCCAGCAUGAAAGGAGCCCGUACUCACUGAACAGCAAUGAUCCAGACUUGGUGUGAGCUGUGUCCUGCCCUCCGGCAGUAGCCGGGUCACAGUGUCCUUUCUGGCUGCUUUGCCCGUGCAUGUUCCAGAUGACCUUUCCACCACACCUACCCUCCGGUGCAGCACAUGCAUGAAACGGCCAGUGACCCUGCUAAGUAAAGCCUCUUCCAUGUGCUUCCCUGGCUCUCCUGCGCAGGCUCGCCGUCCGUGUCCUGCAGCUGACAGGCAGUGGGGCAGGAGGGAUGCAUGGUGCUGAGGAAUUCCCUCCCUGCCUUGUCUUCUCUCCCUAGCCAGGCAGGGUUGGUAUAAUUGUUGGAGCUGUCGUGCUUACAAUGCCUGUUGUUUCCUUCUCCCAUGGCACUGAUGCAUCCGUGGGGCUUAAAAGGGCUGAUCUGUGUCAGCGGCCUUCUCUCACUCAUCCUGCUCUGGUGCCUGCUGGUCAUGACAGCUGAUGUCCAGAAGAGAUGGCAGCUUUCCAGUCGCUUCCCCAGCUUCCGAGGGAAGCUGCCCCGAAGGUCUCGCUUUGGGGCCAUCGAAUCUGCCCAGAGGGGCGUGGACUUUCCAUCUCUGUUCACCAGCUCUCACACACAUCCUCGCUGUGAGCCUGGGCAGCUGCUCCUGAUCCUCGUGACUUCAGCCCCAGGGAAUUCAGAGCCCAGGCAAGUGAUCAGGAGAACCUGGGCUGCCCACGAGGGACAGACAGCAAACCAAUGGCAGUCCGUGUUCUUAGUCGGCCAGUCCGCAGACAUUGGGGUAGCCCACGGCAUCCAGAGAGAGCAGCAGGAGUUUGGGGACAUCCUGAUUGGGAAUUAUCAGGACACCUAUCGGAACCUCACCCUGAAGGUCAUGCAUGGGUUUAAGUGGGUGGCCGAGCGGUGCCGGCCCAGCUACAUUCUAAAGACGGAUGACGACUGCUUCGUCAACACAGACCGGCUGCCGGAGUUCCUGCUGGAGCACAACACUAUUAAGACGGGUCUGUAUGCAGGGUCCCUCUUCUCCCGGGAAAAGCGGCAGGUCAUCAGAGAGCCUUCCAGCAAAUGGUACGUCUCCAGGCAAGACUACCGCCCAGACGAAUACCCGCCAUACGCCAGCGGCAUCGGCUACAUCCUGUCUCUGGAUGCCGUUGAGCGGAUCCUGUGGGCAGCAGAACAUGUCCACCCCAUCCCGGUGGAAGAUGCCUAUGUGGGCAUCUUGGCUGAGAAGGCUGGGAUCCGGGUGAAAUCCAGUGCGCGCUUUGCCAAGCACAACGUGAGGUGGCGGGUGUGUAACUAUCGCUACCUGAUGGUGAUUCAUCACCUGAGCCCACAGGAGCAGGAGGUGGCCAAGGGGAACAUGCUGCAGGCUCGGAGUGCCUGCCAUGAGAGCCUGGAGGUCACUAGGUGGAAGUGAGCCACUGUCUGCCAGGAGGACUGGCGAGGAACCUGGCAACCUUACGCCUGUAGCACAGUCUGAAGGGGGUUAUACAACCGGUGCUCAGUUAAUUCCCCCCCCCCAAGCCCCAUGCCAGGCUCUGGGGUGGGAGUCAUGGUCAGCCCCUGCCAUGCACUCUUGCCAGGCACCCCAGCUCUCUUACCCUUCCAUUGUUCCGGGCUGCCGGAGAGUGAAAUGGCCCUGUCCGGAUUGCCUGACAGGCAGCAUCUUACUUGCCACAGAAACACGAGGUUGGGGCUGGGAGUCUCAGCUCUGCUACUAACCUCAGGCCACUGACUGACCGAUCCUGUGCCUCAGUUUCCCCACCUGUAAAAUGGGGAUAACUAUCUGACUCAGCUCUUGGGGCCUGUGGAGAUUAAGUGGUUCAUGUCCGUAGGGCUCGGUAAAGUGGUGCGGGAGGGCCCAAACAUCAUUAAUACGGAGGGACUCCAGGUCUCGGUAUGUCAUGCCCAGCUGAGGCUCCUGCCUAGCGUGGCACGCUAGGACCUGUAGCCCCACAGGUGGGCUGCAGUCCGCUUCAGUUUGUGGCCAGUUGCUGACAGCCCUGAGCUGAGCUGAGUUGGAAGGUCCAAGGUCACCAGGACUUUGCUGCCUCUAACACGACAGUGCCUUGGGGCGCAGGGCACAGUGAGCCACGGAGCUGAGAGGGGAGGACACCAGCCAUGACAGAGGGGAGUGGGGCUGGCCUCUGCCUCCAGAGGAGGACUCUCUCCUCACGCCUGGAGUCUCCAGCCCUCGCCCAGCUGAGGCUCUCCCUGGCUGCCUUAUGAAGGGGGGUUGCUGGAUGUGUGACCUACCAAAUCAGCAGCAUUACUAGCCUCCCUGCAUUCUGGGGAGGCUGGAAAACACCAGGGUAGCCCAGAACCCCUGCAGGGAGUGACGCUGAUUUCCCCCAUCUCUAUCACCUUCCCAUGGUGGGGGGAUGGGACGGGACUUACCUGGGCUUGGCGCAAUGGCACAAGCAAAACUAACUGCACCUUCUCAUGCUGCAUCUUUCUGAAGGAGGGCCCAGGGUGGCCUGACUUCACCAGCACCUGGGCAUGCAGCUGGUUCAGGCUCCCUGGGUGCUAGUGACGUCUGGCAGGUAUAAAUGGUACUCGCUUUCCUGAGCAGUGCAUGCUGGGACCCGGGUACCUGUUGUUCUCGGGAGCCUGGAGCACUUUCCAGACUGAAAGGACGCUAGGAAAGGGUUAAUCUAUGCAGAUGCUACUACUACAAAACUGUAUUAAGUAAAGGCUGGGCUCUGUUCCUUACCCUCGGCAAGUCACUUCCCCGCUCUCUGCCUCAGUUUCCCACCUGUAAAAUGGGGCCAGUGACACUGACCUCCCUCCCAGGCAGGGGGUGAAGCCAAACUCCCACUGAUCUCACGUAUCAAGGUCUCUCCUCCAACUCGCCCUGUGCAGGGUGCUACUGGGAUGGGAAUAGCUGCUUUUACAAACCAACACUAACCAGGCCCACCUCCUUCAGCACUGCCCUGCCAGAGCUCCCCUGGAGAGCCAGCGGGGGAGAGGAAGUUAGACGUGGGCCUGGGCUCCUGCCCCUAGGGCACAGGGAGGCUACGGCAAGUUAGCCUGUAGCGUGAGAUAUCCCGUGAGGCCUGAUCCCUGCCCCACAGUGCCUAGAAAGGCUCCCCCUGGUCCAUCGAGGAUAACGCCCUGCUCUCGUGCCCAGCAUCAAUCAGUGUUCCUGACACGCCAGCAACAGGUGCCAAACCCACACCAGCGCAGCCUGCCCUGUGGUUCCCAACCCUACGACUGCCCAGAGCGUUACCUCAUGCUUUGCCACUAUUGCCAGGGGGAUGGGAUGGGACCCCCCCAAUUCCGCCUCCCAGCCUUACUGAUGAACUCGGGGCCCCAGAGCCCACGAUGCUGGACGGUUGCUCAGGUAAGGCAGGCCCGUGGCAUCUGUGGAAUCCCUGUUCACAGUAAGACUCGCUGCCGGGGAGGCUGCACGUCACUGGCCUGGAAAAGAACUAGAGCCCCUGCGGGACACUGUGGGGCAGUGCCUGCCCUCGUGCAGCGGGUCUCUGCAUGGGCAGGGCCCUUGGCUUGGGGAAGGGGUUAGGAUACUACCAGAGCUAUGUAAAUAAUCAGCAUCAGUGACGCUAGAGGAAGCUGAUGCCCAACUCAGUAAGAUGUAGGGGAAAAAGGGGAAGGGAAACAAGAUUCAAACCUGGUGCUUUGCCAGCCGGGGGUGCUGCUCCCACCUCGGCUGCAGUCUGCUCAGAGCCAGACCCUAAGGCCUAGAGAUCUUGCAUUACUGUAGCCCCUUGGUCAUGGCCCAGGACCCAGAGCGUGAGGUGCUGUACAAACAACCCAUUUCCCCCUCUGCCAGGAAGUCGGGUGCAGCUGCUCCUGGCGGGUUACUCUCCAGGGCCUUCUCCGGUUGGUUUCAUACAUUCCUAGCCACACGGUUUCCCUCGGGGUGGGCCUGGCCACUCGGCCUAGAGGGGCCGUCCUGUGUCUGCGGCUGUCCAGGCAGCAGGAGGGCCGCAGCCAGUGCUAGGUGCUGUUUUCUCUGAAGGGUCGGACGGGACAGAGCUGUUGGGGGAGGGAGAUGGUAGCUAACAGCUGCCUUUCACUGGGGCUUUGUCUUGCAAUAAAGGUUACCAAGAACUGCCAA
Messenger RNA from Chrysemys picta bellii (western painted turtle), 5012 nucleotides. Its product is annotated as beta-1,3-galactosyltransferase 5-like. The record is from RefSeq and is a predicted model, not a curated record. Gene Ontology annotation, cellular component: Golgi membrane. NCBI's taxonomy places the organism in Eukaryota, Metazoa, Chordata, Testudines, Emydidae. Gene Ontology annotation, molecular function: hexosyltransferase activity.